Messenger RNA from Dreissena polymorpha, 1269 nucleotides. Its product is annotated as collagen alpha-1(X) chain-like. Bases 210 to 878 code for a protein of 222 amino acids. The transcript has 3 exons. NCBI's taxonomy places the organism in Eukaryota, Metazoa, Mollusca, Bivalvia, Myida, Dreissenidae. The record is from RefSeq and is a predicted model, not a curated record. Gene Ontology annotation, molecular function: protein binding.
UGUGAAGAGAUUGUUGCAUAUUACAGAUCUAAUUCACUUUCGCUCGGAACCCGAAAAUGUGUUUAUCAUUUAAUUCUUUUAAGAGAUCAAAAUGCUUCCUUUCUUGAGUUACCGAUAACGCAUGCAAAAAUGUAUAUAAACCCUGCACAUUGAAGCAAAUUUAUUUGGAUUUGAUCUUCACAACGGAAACUACCGAAGACUGAAUCGCAAUGGCUCUGUUCAUCAUCGUCACGGUGGGGCUGCAUCUUCUGUUUGCUCGGGGACAACAUAUAGCAGAGUUUGAUCUCAUCAAGGACUUGUCUGAACAAGCUCAACCGCUGCAUAUAAGCACCCCGAUCAUCGAGCAUCUGCAGAAACAGAUAAAAGAUCUACAAACAACUGAUCAACAGCAGCAAAAGCAAAUAGAGGAACUGCAACAGUCGAGGUAUGACUGUGAGGAUGAUGCUACCGAAAACAGCACUAACCUUUCGGGUCGUCGAUGGGGAUACGUCGCAUUUACUGCUGUGAGAGCCAACACAUUGUCGCACAUCGGCCUGAAUCAGGUCAUUCCUUUCGAAACCGUAAUUUACAACAGAGGCAGGGCGUAUGACAAUUAUCAUGGUUUGUUCAUAGCUCCCAGAGCUGGCAUCUACUUGUUCUCCGUAACGAUCUUACACAUGCCUCAUGGUCAAUCAAUGCAUGCGGGAAUCAUGCUCUCUGGCAGGACGAUAGCAAAGGUACACGCGACAGGAGGAGUCUGGGACGAAGGCAGUCAGACGGUGAUUGUUCCAGUGAGAGAAGGCGAGAAGGUCUGGGUGCAGAACCAAGAUUACACGAAUCAGCACGUAUAUGGCGAUUUGUACAGCUCGUUUUCAGGCGUUCUGCUAAAGCGAUUUUGAGGAGGAAUGCAUUCAAUGGAGAAAAACAUCGGGCCUGUCUACAAGCCUAUGCAAAACACUGAUUUUUUAAAGUAACAUCCAGAAAUCCGUUAUGCUUUAAAUUAUUUAUAAUUUAAAAUUUGGAUUGCCUCAAUAAGCUAGAACAAUGGUAAGUUGAAAUAUUCUGUUAAUAGAAUGUGUUUAUUAUGGCUUACCAUACUAUGAUUGCACAAUAUUUUGCUCGAUAAUUCGGACCCAAAUAUAAAGAUCUUACUCCAACCAGCUGUGUUUUGUGGUUUUACGUUUUCGCAUGCAUACUUUCUGUUUGUCUAUUUAUCAGUAUAAUCUUAAAUCCUGUAUGUCCUAAAUAAUGUAAUUCCUAGCUAUGUUAUUAAAUAAACCUUUUACAAUA